GCCGAGGAAAACAUCGGCUUCGUGGUGUGAUCCCUUUGAUCUAUUAACCCAAAGAGGCGAAUAAGAAGGGCCUUCCUCGGACAUUUAUUUACAAUAUUCCAAACAUGACCGAGGAAACGAAAGAUUACAUUGAAUAUACAUUGGAAACAGACUCGGAACUGCGCUUCGAAAUAGAAGAUAAAGAUGCGAAAGUACAGGUGAUGCUAUUUUCUGGCUUUGCUGAGAUGUUCGGCACGGAAUUGGUAAAGAAGAAAAAAUAUAACUUCGGAUGUGGCGCCAAGGUGGCAAUAUUCACAUACCAAGGUUGUGUUUUACAUCUUUGGGGUAAAACGGAUGUCAGUUACAUAUCUAAGGAAACGCCAAUGGUCCAAUACCUGAAUUGUCAUGCAGCAUUGGAGCAGCUAAGAACUCAGGCCGAAGAAAAAGAUGAACGAGGACCUAUUGCAAUGGUUGUGGGGCCAACGGAUGUCGGAAAAAGUACUUUAUGUCGAAUUUUACUCAACUAUGCAGUGCGGUUAGGUCGUAGACCAUUGUAUGCUGAUACAGAUGUCGGCCAAGGCGCUCUUUCAAUACCAGGAACUAUUGGCACAAUAUUGGUUGAAAGACCGGCAAGCAUUGAAGACGGCCUAUCCAUGACAGCACCAUUGGUAUAUCAUUUUGGAUACAAGACUCCGUCGGGCAAUAAUACAUUAUACAAAGCGGUAGUUAGCAAAAUGGCAGAAGUGACUUUGGAGUCAAUGAAUGUUAACAAGAAGACAAAGCAUUCUGGAAUUAUUAUUAAUACCUGCGGUUGGGUAAAAGGUGACGGUUAUGCUAUUUUAGCACAUACAGCACAAGCGUUUGAGGUCAAUGCCGUCUUUGUACUCGAUCAAGAACGUUUAUACAAUGAACUUCUACGUGACAUGCCGUCAUUUGUGCGUGUGGUUCUGUUAAGCAAGAGCGGUGGAGUUGUAGAACGGAGUAAGGAACAAAGAGCUGAAGCCCGAGAUCAACGAAUAAAGGAAUAUUUUUAUGGUUCAAAAACUCCUUUUUACCCAUUUUCAUUUGAAGUGAAAUUCCAAGAUUUAAAAUUAUAUAAAAUUGGAGCUCCUCCCCUGCCGGAUUCUUGCAUGCCAAUUGGCAUGAAGGCCGAAGACAAUAAAACCAAAUUGGUGGCAGUAACACCAUCCUCUUCGCUUCUGCAUCAUAUUUUGGCUGUUAGCUUUGCCGAGUCCAACGAAGACGACGUCAUUGGCACAAAUGUGGCGGGAUUUGUUUGUGUGACGGAUGUUGAUAUGGAACGGCAAGCUAUUACAAUUCUGUCGCCCCAACCCCGCCCCUUACCAAACACACUGUUACUACUUUCGGAUUUACAAUUUAUGGAUAGCCAUGCUUAGUUUGUAGUAAUUCUAAAUAGUUUAUUAAAAAUUAAGUUAUUACUAAAGAAAUAUAGAGCUAAAAAUAAAAAAAUCUUUUUCACGCA
Musca domestica (house fly) is the source of this 1462-nucleotide messenger RNA. It is a transcript of the gene cbc, whose product is annotated as protein CLP1 homolog. NCBI's taxonomy places the organism in Eukaryota, Metazoa, Arthropoda, Insecta, Diptera, Muscidae. The transcript has 5 exons. Gene Ontology annotation, molecular function: polynucleotide 5'-hydroxyl-kinase activity. Gene Ontology annotation, biological process: tRNA splicing, via endonucleolytic cleavage and ligation. The coding region runs from base 105 to 1376 and encodes 423 amino acids. Gene Ontology annotation, cellular component: mRNA cleavage factor complex; nucleus. The record is from RefSeq and is a predicted model, not a curated record.